Molecule: messenger RNA, 2346 nt
Organism: Botrytis byssoidea
Lineage: Eukaryota; Fungi; Ascomycota; Leotiomycetes; Helotiales; Sclerotiniaceae
Exons: 3
Coding region: 1-2346 (781 amino acids)
Source: RefSeq, a predicted model, not a curated record
AUGAAGGCCCUUUUCCCACUUCUCAUUAUCGGGGCAUGCUCCCCGAACCUUGUCUUUUCUGCGAUCGCCCUUGACAGGCUCAGCAUCACAGAUAGCAAUGCCCCAGUGCUUGUCCCUUCGGCCGUUGCAGAUGUUAGCAGCAUCGCAAAGAGAACUGAAGAAUGGACACCUAAAGAACUGGUGGUAAUUGCUAAUAAUGGAUGCUUCAAAAUGAUUGAAGAUAACAUGGACAAGAUCCCUGAUUGGGUCCAGAAAUACAAAGAUUGGGAAGCUUUGGCACUACAGGACAUUGCUAGUGGGAAGAGUCUCUCGGCUCGGUACGGAGAAGAAAAGCUCGGCAUGCCUCACUGGUUUUGCGAUCCCGACAAUGGCUGCUCUUCAUCGCCAAGUCCUCUGAAGAUUUUGCAAUUUGUGGAUGCCACCGAACCGGACAUGCCUCGGGAAAAAAGGGUCGAAGAAGCUCAGGGAAGAUACUGGGCCGCUAUGAGCUACUACAUGACCUUCCGCACUGCAACUCACACAUUAAAUGCUCUCAAACGCGCCCAGGAUUUUGUGCUGCCAAGAAUCGACACUAUCAUCGUAGAAUUCACUAAGCAAGGCAACAGUGAAGCAAUUCUCAAAUGCAAGCUCAAAACAUUUUUUAUCAAUCUGCUAUAUCAAUUCUCGGAAAAAUUCCUCAUGAUGAGUUUGGCAAAACUAGUCAAAAUUGAGGGUGAUGCCGGGGGGCUUUGGACUUCGUUCAACAAGCUUGAGCCGUUUCAAGUUGCCUCUCUCCUGAAACAGAUUCUGGAUUUUACAUUACCAAUGGAGCAUGAUUUCAAGUAUAAAAAGUUUGGAGCAGGCAAUGACGGAGAAACUCCUUUCGACUUCUUGCGCCUCACAAGUAUGACAUAUACGAGUGACCUUUACUGUGGCCAUAUGGAUGGUCUGGCUGCCGAUGGAAGCGACACUGGGACUCGUAUCAGCGACUCCAAAUACCACAUGAGUGAAAUCAUGAAGCACUAUAUCAAAAACAUCAGUGACGUCUUCAAAACACUCAAUGGAUUUGGGGAAACCCAUCUUGAUCAGAAGAUGAGCGAUUGGAUGUUCAACGCCAAUUAUGAGGAGAUCAUCCACCGACUUGACCGUGUUGACAUCUCCGAUGAAGCUCAAAAUUUUAGCCACACGAUCGCAGGUUAUUUCAUUGCUGCUGGUUGGGCGAGCAACAAAUGUUACAUGAAGUGCCAACCCAAGAUGUUUCGACAAAAUGUUCAGAAAAGAUGCUACGAGGCGCAAUUUGCCGCAGAUAGAUUCUGUCCUGAAGAUGCGCCUGAUACAUUGUGUCAAGUCAACUGUUACACGAUGCUGGACUCUGGAAAUCAUGAAAAGAAACUCAUCGGCAUCGAAAAGCUAAGCAAGCACGGGUUUGAUAUAGAAAAUGUCAAGAGAGACUCUUGGAAUAAUUAUAAAGAACUGAAUAGGCUCAAGAGACCCCAGAUAGAUUACGUCAAUGGCAAAGAAUUUACAUUCGGCGCAGAAAAUAGAUCAGCCCUCGUUCUUUCUGUAUCUUUGUCCGCCACCAACAAAAUCUCCGAUAAGCCCACCAAGUCUUGGAACUUCCCAUGUUUUAGUGGCCAGGACUGGAGAGGUCUCGAUACUGAACGACACUUAAUUAACAUGAAUAUGGGAUUCGGUUCCACGGAUUGGGGAGGAGGAGGAAAAGGAAAAGCUCGUGCUUGGGAAAUGUUUCAACAGCAAUGUCCAGAACAAACCCGCAAAAUGCCUCCCCUUACCCGCUAUCUUAACAUAAUUUGUGGACAACGCCUCAAGUGGCCCGAAAGAACAUGGAAAGAUGGACUUGUACACCGCCGAGUCAUGCAACCAGACGUCGAAGGAAAGAACUUCGAAACCUGCAGAACCCUCCGGGAAAAAACCGAAGACAUGGACGAAGAAACCGCAAACCAUCUCUUCUGCCACGGAUACUGGCCCGAAUCCUCCAAAGUUUUCAGCAACGAAAAAUCGUGGGUUUACACCGAUUGGAACGCCCGCUGGCAUCGUGGUUCCGGACUCAAAUUCAUGUAUAACCAUAAACUCAGAUGUCACCUCCAUCGAAAGAGCACUCCAAAUUUUCGUCCCGAUCAGAAGUGGCUGGAUAUGAAUUGGACUAAUGAUCCCUCAAAGGUGGUUGGUGAGGGGAAUAAUCUUAAUGGUACGGUGCUGGAGCUAGUCUCUGAAGAGGCUAAUGUCAUGGAAGAUCUGCCUGAUGAUGCGGAUGAUAUAGAUCCGGAGGGGACGGAGAGGUUGAGACAUAUUAUUGAGGAGUUUAGUAAGGAGAUUAUAAAGACCAAGUCGAAAGAUUCAACUUGA